AUGGUGUCAAAUGAAAUAAACUCUUUAAAAGUACUCAGUCACCGAAAUAUUUCGCGCCUUUUUCAGUUGAUUGAAGACGAUAAAUGCAUUUACAUUGUGCGAGAGUACUGCAGCAAUGGCGAUCUGCUCAACUACGUGGAGCGAAAAGGAAAACUCAAUGAAUUGAAAAGUAAACUCCUAUUCAGUGACCUAAUCAACUGCCUGGGCUACAUUCACAAAAAGGGCAUCUUGCACGGAGAUAUUAGACCGGAAAACGUCCUUUUAGACUCGUCAUUUCGCAUCAAACUAAUUGGCUUUCAGCUGGCCCAUCAUCAUUUUGACAUUGGUGAAUCGCCUGUGCAAGAGUUGGCGGUGACAAAGACGUACAUCAGCCGAGAGUACACUGCACCUGAAACUCUAAAUGGCAGUUCGGCAGUCAGCACACCUGCUAUUGAUGUUUGGAGCGCCGGUGUCCUGCUCUACUUCAUCACCACCGGAUCGCUCCCCUUUGCAGAGGACAGUUUGGUGCAGCUCGUCGCAAGGAUUCAAACGGGAAUUUUUGAACUGCCUUCAACCCUAAGCGCCCAGCUCAGUGAUCUCAUCGUUUCAAUGCUCAAAGUGAGCCCAGUGGAGCGUGCAAGUGUCAAACAAAUAUUAAGUCAUCAAUGGCUACAGCAGCAACAGCAAGAAGUAAAAAAGAUGGCCCUCAAAACGUCGGAGGACUCUGUGGACGGACUGAAUGAGGCCGCGCUGAAAGAGUGCCUGAUGCUGCAUUCACACGAAGUACAGAACGACAUUGUCCAGAUGCGAUUUAACAUUCUCUCGAAUAAGUUCGGCUAUCACACGGCCACUUACUGGCUCAUCAAGGAAAACUUUGAGCAGUACAAAAGUCUGGGACUGAAGCUAGGCUCAACUGCUCUUCGAAAUCGAUUGCAGCAAAUAGCUGACCAGAAAUGUCAAAGCCCAGAGCCAGCAUCGGCAGAAUCAGCAGAAUCAGCUCCAGCAGCACUUGGAAUGCGCNAGCAAAUAGCUGACCAGAAAUGUCAAAGCCCAGAGCCAGCAUCGGCAGAAUCAGCAGAAUCAGCUCCAGCAGCACUUGGAAUGCGCCGAGGGCACACGUUUAUGGAGUCUCGUGUGGCACCUAAUUCCCCCAAAGUGGUCGUUAAAUCAUGCAAAUCUAAGCUGAGUGAUGGAGAGGAGUCUGCUAUUACGGCAUCAUUAGGUACUAGUGGUGGUGGCAGUCAGCAAAUUUGGGCCGCAGCUGUCAGCAGUUGUGUUUCACCAGCAAUUGACGCGUGA
Messenger RNA from Rhagoletis zephyria (snowberry fruit fly), 1278 nucleotides. Lineage: Eukaryota; Metazoa; Arthropoda; Insecta; Diptera; Tephritidae. The record is from RefSeq and is a predicted model, not a curated record.